Molecule: messenger RNA, 1625 nt
Organism: Osmia bicornis bicornis
Lineage: Eukaryota; Metazoa; Arthropoda; Insecta; Hymenoptera; Megachilidae
Exons: 6
Coding region: 115-1212 (365 amino acids)
Source: RefSeq, a predicted model, not a curated record
CUAGGAAGAAGUUAGUCUUACUGUCUUAGCAGAUGUAUUUCAAGGUAAUCACAAUUAGGUGGAAAAGUUGCGCAUAUUCUUACUGCUUUGAUAGUGAGAUACUAAUUUUUAGCAAUGUCGGGAAAACUAAGGAAAAGUAAUAUCAGGUGGGAGAGUUCGACGGAGGAAGAUGAUACGUACGAACCAAAAUAUAAGAUAAGACUGAGAGAGUCAUUAAGGAAUACUCAACAAUCUGCCACAACCGAGAAUGAGAUUGUUAUGGAGCCACGAAAGCGGGGCCGAGGACCUUCCAAGAGGCCUUGCCUUAAUAGAAAUGCUUUGAUGGCUCGAGAAAAUAGACUGAAGAAAAAAGCGUAUUUAGAAAAGAUAGAAAAUAAACUUUCGUUUUAUCAGAAGGAGAACAAAAAUCUGGUUAACAUUAUAAAGAAACAAAGUAUAGAUAUCAAACGGUUGAAUGGCGAAGUUGCUUAUUUGAAGAGCGUGUUGAAUAAUAACACUAGCAUUACGGCAUUGCUCAAAACUAUCAACGAUGGUCUUCGUAAAAUUAAUGCACAAAAAAAGAAUUCAUUCCUGCCAAACCAUAUUUCUGAAUGUUCAAAUGAAGCAGAUACGCAACAUAAGUGUACACGUUACACAAAUAUCAAGGAAAAUAUAUUAAACUCUCAGAGUACUAAUAUAUUUAUUACAAAUGUCAAUAACGAUACAUUAGCAGAACAUAGUACAACUGAAAAUGAAAACAACGAGUCUUAUAUGAAUCCCAGGAGACAAUAUACAUUUGACACCAAGAACAACUCACAGAAUAUGGAAACUUUUAAUGCAAUAACUUCAAGUACAAGUUCAAUAUCGGAAGAUGGUUAUAUAGAUAAUGUAAAAGACUUGGAUAGUUUGUUACCGAUUACACAAACAGAUUUAUCCACUAUAGAAGAGAAAAAGGAUACCGAUACCAUUGGGAUUGACUUUGAUCAAUUGUCCACGUUCAAUAUGGAUAUAUUUGAGGAUUUACCUAAAUGUGACGAGAUCAUGAAUACAGUGGACAGUUUAAAUGAUACCUCUAAUCUUUUCACCGAAGAGGAAAUAUCCCAAACUCUGGACAACACUGGAAUCUGUCUUCAUGUCAAUUCAGAUAAAGAUAGUACCAUGUUGCCAUUGAAGUUUGCUAGGAAGGAUCAAACAAAAAGUCGAAGUCUGGCAUGCCUGACACGCUGUGUUUAAUGCUGUAACAUAGUAUUUUGGAGCGAUUGCAAUUAGUUCUUGUUGGAAGCGUAAGUGGAAUCACGAUCAUCCCCCUUCUUUUAUAUUCGAUAUAUAAUGCUAUAAGCAGCUACAUCCCGAGGAUGCUCCUGCCAAUACGGAACAUUCCAUCCACUGAUCGAAUAUUGUAGUAAUUGAAACUCAAAUCUGGAAGUUGAAUAGUACAUGAAACAUAGUCGCAUCAGACAGUAUUAGUUAAAAGCGGUCUUGGAAUGCCAGAAAUAUUUUAUUUCUCAAUUAUUUAAAAUAUUUUUCUUCAGUAUUCACAUUUCAAAGAGUUGAAGUCUGUUUCUACAGUUUUUCGGGGAAAAGAAGUGUAACGAUUUUAUUAUAAUGAUAUAUUCUUGUUUUAAUACAUACACUAUUUUUUAAUA